AUGGCUCGUACUAAGCAAACUGCUCGUAAAUCCACUGGUGGUAAGGCCCCUCGUAAGCAAUUGGCUACCAAGGCUGCCCGUAAAUCUGCUCCCUCUACUGGUGGUGUCAAGAAGCCUCAUCGUUACAGACCCGGUACUGUCGCUCUUCGUGAAAUCCGUCGUUAUCAAAAGUCCACUGAGCUCUUGAUCCGUAAGCUCCCUUUCCAACGUCUUGUUCGUGAAAUUGCUCAAGACUUCAAGACUGACUUGCGUUUCCAAUCUUCUGCCAUUGGUGCCCUUCAAGAAGCCUCUGAAGCUUACUUGGUCUCUCUCUUUGAAGAUACUAACUUGGCUGCUAUCCACGCCAAGCGUGUUACUAUUCAACCCAAGGAUAUUCAACUCGCUCGUCGUCUCCGUGGUGAACGUUCUUAA
Molecule: messenger RNA, 411 nt
Organism: Rhizopus microsporus ATCC 52813
Lineage: Eukaryota; Fungi; Mucoromycota; Mucoromycetes; Mucorales; Rhizopodaceae
Product: histone H3
Exons: 1
Coding region: 1-411 (136 amino acids)
Cellular component (GO): nucleosome
Molecular function (GO): DNA binding; protein heterodimerization activity; structural constituent of chromatin
Source: RefSeq, a predicted model, not a curated record